UGUCCCUGCACUGAGCACUGGCUCGCUGAUCCAACCAUGGAGGCAGCUGCAGAUCUUCAGGAGACAGUGUCCUUGGCCCUGUAAGUGCCCUGCUAUGAGGGGCUGGAUCAAGGCGAGGAGGGAAUUGGAGGAAGUUUGAGUUUAACCCAAAGCUGGGCAUUGAUAAUCCUGUCCUCUCCCUGGCUGAAGACCUCGAUCCUUCUGAUCCCUGGAGUCUGGACCGGCCUCGCUUCUGUCUGCUGAGCAAAGAGGAGGGCAAGAGUUUUGGUUUCCACCUGCAGCAGGAGCGGGGCAGGACAGGGCAUGUGGUGUGCAGGGUGGAGCCAGGCACCUCUGCCCAGCACCAGGGUCUUCGGGAAGGAGACCGGAUCCUGGGGGUGAACAACCACGUUGUGGAACAUGAAGACCAUUUGGUGGUGAGGUUGGGUUGGGACCCCCCUCAGGCAGAUGGAAGCCAGGUGGUCACCUCCCUGGGUAUAUGGGGGGUCAGGAGCCAAGCCUCGGACUCCCCCACUCCCCAGGAUGUGGGGGUGCCCAGGUCAGACCUGUUGGGUGAAGGCCUCCAGAGAGCUGGUUCCCACAGUGAAGUGUAGCUUCCAGGAAGCGGGAGCUGGCAAGAGGGGCCAGCCCCAGCCCGCCGCCCUGCCCACCGCCCUGCCCACCGCCCUGCCCGCUGCCCUGCCCACCAUUCAGGUGAUACGCCGCAUCCGGGCCAGCGGGCCUCGGGUGUUGCUGACAGUUUUGGCGAAGCAUGUGCAUGAUGUGGCCCGAGCUCAGCGGGGGAAUGGUGCCCAUCUCUGUCCUACUCUCGGCCCGGGGGUCCGGCCUCGACUGUGCCACAUAGUGAAAGACGAGGGUGGCUUUGGCUUCAGUGUCACGCAAGGACGUUGGGGUCCUUUCUGGUUGGUGCUGAGCACUGGAGGAGCAGCUGAGCGGGCAGGGGUGCCCCCUGGGGCCCGACUGCUAGAAGUGAAUGGGGUCAGUGUGGAGAAGUUGACACACAACCAGCUCAGCAAGAAGCUUUGGCAGAGUGGCAAGCAGGUGACCCUGCUGGUGGCAGGGCCAGAGGUGGAGGAACAGUGUCGCCAGCUGGGAAUGCCCCUGGCUGCACCCCUGGCAGAGGGCUGGGCACUGCCCAACAGACCCCGAUGCUUGCAUCUAGAGAAGGGGCCCCAGGGCUUCGGGUUCGUGCUCCGGGAGGAGAAGGGCCUGGACGGUCGCCUAGGUCAGUUCCUGUGGGAGGUGGACCCAGGACUGCCAGCAGAGAAGGCUGGGAUGCAGGCUGGGGACCGGUUGGUGGCUGUGGCUGGGGAGAGCGUGGAGGGGCUGGGCCACGAGGAGACAGUGUCCAAGAUCCGUGCGCAGGGCUCCUCCGUCUCGCUCAUUGUCAUCGACCCCCAGGCUGACCGCUUCUUCAGAAUGGUUCGCUUGUCCCCGCUCCUUUUCUUGGAGAGCACAGAGACGCCUGACUCUCCCCAGGACAUCUGCUCAGCCUCUCUGGUUGAGACCGGGGCCCCACCAGUUGAAGACACAACAGUGUCCCCUGUCCCACGUGGAUUCCGCCACUGCUUCCUGUAUCCUGGGCCUGGUGGUGGCUAUGGCUUCAGACUCAGCUGUGUGGCCAGUGGGCCGCCUCAUCUCUUCAUCUCCCAGGUGACCUCGGGAGGCUCAGCUGCCCGGGCAGGGCUGCAAAUGGGAGAUGUGAUUCUAGAGGUGAACGGGCAUCCCGUGGAUGGAGAGAAUGACCUGGAAAGGCUUCAGCAGCUGGCCGAGGCGGAGCCACCUAUAUGCCUGAAGCUGGCGGCCAGGUCUCAGCAUGACUUGGAAGCCUGGACUCCCCCAGGAUCUGGAGAGGACUGGGCUCUAGCCUCAGAUUUGCUCUAGCGCCCCCGGGCCUGGUGCAGGUCUGUCCAAGCUUCCCUGUCUUCACUCUCCAGCCUGGGUGGUGGGAGCUGAGAUGCUCUUUAAGCCAGAAGCUGCAGCUCUAGGACUCUGCAUACCUCUAAGCACAGGGAUUGCCCAGGGUCUCCCUCCCUUCCCAGGGCGCCCCCCUCCCAGAAAAGGGUGUGGUCAGAGGUCUCAGGUGGGCCCUGAGGGAGCCUCCCCUUUGAUUCCAAAGGAAGUCAUGUGGAAGCCUUGGGAGCUGUGCCCCAAGGAUGAAGUUCUGCUUGAGACGAGUGGCGUGAUUUUGUGACUUAGAACAAGAAACAGGCUUGGUCUUCAUGCCCUUUUCUUGUGCAGAGCUCAUAGAACCGUGGAUUUCUUAAGUAAUCAGAAGGAUAAAGGUGUCUUCUCUUAUUCAAAAUAAGCUCUUUUGAAUAAUAAAAACCACACCUAGUUUUUAUUAAUGAGGUGACUUCUGGAAAGCACCUAAGGAUGGGGGCAGGGGACCCAAUCAUGGGAUUAGAGGAGUGGAACUUUCAGCACCACCCUUCCUCCCACCCUCAGCCUCCUGGGAGGGGAGAGUGGCUUGAGGUUGAAUUAAUCACCAAUGAUCAGUGGAUGAAUGGAUCAUGCCUAUGUAAUGAAGCCUCCAUAAGCAACCCUAAAGGACAGGUUCAGGGUUGCUGAACAUGUGGAGGUGCUGGGAGGGUGGCGCACCUGGGGUGGGCGUGGAUCUUCUAUGCUCGUACCUGGCCCUGUGUAUCUCUUGCAUCUGGCUGUUCCUGAGCUGUGUUCUUUAUAUUAAACUCAUAAUCUAGUAAGUAAA
Sus scrofa (pig) is the source of this 2710-nucleotide messenger RNA. The record is from RefSeq and is a predicted model, not a curated record. Lineage: Eukaryota; Metazoa; Chordata; Mammalia; Artiodactyla; Suidae.